GUUGCUUCAGAUUUAAAGCACUGCAGUUCGACUAGCUCAACUAGUUCAACUCUAUACCAAGAACGUGGAACACUGUGCUCAAAGUACUUGCUCGCAAGGACAAAACACCAAAUAUGAUGACACAAAAGAAAUUCGUUGGUUGUAUUUUGUCAGCAGUGUUGCUGUGCUUGUGGUUGGUCUCCUACGCAGAGGCAGCACCCAUGCCAAGGUAUCAAAGUAAUGGAUACUACAAUGAAUUGGAAGAAGUACCGGAUGACAUUCUAAUGGAAUUAAUGGCACGUUUUGGACAAACUAUAAUGAGAGCCCGUAAUGAUUUGGAAAAUUCUAAACGUACCGUUGACUUUGGUUUAGCACGCGGUUAUUCCGGUACCCAAGAAGCGAAACAUCGCAUGGGUCUGGCUGCGGCUAAUUUCCCCGGUGGUCCAGGCCGAAGGAGACGUUCGGAAACCGAAGCUUAAGUUGAUUAAGAGAUAAAGUAUAUUUUUAGCCAACGCUCCCUAACCCCGAAACCCAGAAAACGAUUAAACCCCUACUGAACAAUAACAGUGAAUUAUGACAAACACGAAAACGUCCCAGCGCUUAGAGAAAAAAUAGUAAAAACAUAACCAUAUAUAUAGCAAAUACAAACAAAAAGAGAAAAAAUUAAAACAAUUGGAAUGAUGUCUAGAUUUUAAUGUUAAACAAAAAUUAAAAAAAAAACAAU
Lucilia cuprina (Australian sheep blowfly) is the source of this 703-nucleotide messenger RNA. RefSeq names its product diuretic hormone class 2 (gene Dh31). Gene Ontology annotation, molecular function: diuretic hormone activity; G protein-coupled receptor binding. The coding region runs from base 114 to 458 and encodes 114 amino acids. Gene Ontology annotation, biological process: body fluid secretion. The transcript is spliced from 4 exons. NCBI's taxonomy places the organism in Eukaryota, Metazoa, Arthropoda, Insecta, Diptera, Calliphoridae. The record is from RefSeq and is a predicted model, not a curated record.